AUGAAGACAGAGGUUGAGGUUGAACCCUCAAUGAAUCAGGCCAUCAAGUGUAGAGAAAAGACCACAGCACAGGGUACUAUGCCAGUAAAUAUGGUGUACGUCCUCCCCGCCUUUUAUAGGUCAAAAGAAGGACAACCAUGCAGGAUGGAAGGUGACAUCCUGAUCGAAGAACACGUCGUUGCUCUGAUUGGGAUACAUGAUGAUUAUGAUGACAAACCAAGCACUCCACAAACUACUGAUUCAGGCCUAGAGUACAAAGGCCUAGACUCCCCAAAGAAGGAGACCCCUCGAGUGUUCUUCACUAGACCAACCAGGUUGAUGACACGGCACCUGAGACCCCUGUUCAUUUCCGCCAGAAUUAAUGGUGUCCCUUUCAAAAAAGUCUUGAUCGACGGAGGGGCGGCCGUCAACAUUCUCCCAUUCAAAAGACUGGAAAAAAUCGGAAAAAGUAAAUCUGAUCUAAUACCCACUGAGUUAACUGUUUCUAAUUUUGCAAGAACUAUCACUGCAACACAUGGGAUUUUGAUUGCCGAAUUCGAAGUCGGCUCGAAAAAUUUACUGGUGUCAUAUUUAGUAGUCAAUAGUACAUCUUCUUAUCAUGCAUUGAUGGGUAGAGAUUGGAUACAUCAAAGCAUGUCCAUACCUUCCUCCCUUCAGCGGGAAUUGUUAAUGUGGGAUGAGGAGAUAGAAGAUUAUGAAAUGGUCAAAGCAGAUUCUAAGCCUUUCCUGCCUUCAGCCAACAAUGUUGAUGCAAGAUUCUACAAUGAGGAUAUUGCUCCUCUCACUGUAGCUGAACUCAUCAAGAACGGCCACUCUCCUAUAGUGAUGGCCCAGAAGUUCCUCCAGCAGGGCCUGACGUUUUCCUCAGAAGAAUGGGAAAGGCCCCAAAUCUCUUUUACCCAGUGUUAUGGUUAA
Molecule: messenger RNA, 915 nt
Organism: Prunus armeniaca (apricot)
Lineage: Eukaryota; Viridiplantae; Streptophyta; Magnoliopsida; Rosales; Rosaceae
Source: the annotation of a GenBank genome assembly